AGAGAGAGCAUAUGAAAUAAAUGAAAGUAUCUGUUUAUCUCUACGUCAUUUCCAGUAUAAGCGGAAAGAAAAAGUUGAAAAUUUAGUUUCAGUUUGACACGACUUGUUAGUUUUCGAUAAUUCUCCAUAUCAGUUAACUUCCUGGUUUGAACUAUUCGAAAGAGCAGUGAAGAAAAAAAACAAAUCGCGGAUUUGGUAAUAUUGCGGACAGUUUUAAUGGUCAUGUUAACCAUAACGAUUAACAUGUGUUAUUUUGUCUUACGUUUUUUUGAGUUUUUUUGUCCACCAAAAUCUGUAACAGAUCAUCAGAAAGACCAAACUACAGUAAAGCUCCUAAAGGUAAAUCAAGUCCAAAGUGAGAUAAGACCAGAUGUAGAAAACCAAACUGAGAUAAGACACUCGAAAGAUCAAGUUGAUAUAAGACAGGAACAAAACCAACAAAGCCAUCAAACUGAAGAGGACAAAUCUAAGAUAAAAUAUGUAGAAUGUGUAACUGAGCUUAGAUGCCAAGACCAAAGUAAGGAAUAUCACCAAGGACAAGAAUUUGUGACUGACUACCAAGAAAAAGAUGAAACUAAGAAAUGCCAGCAUGAAGAACACCAGUUUGAAACAGACUACCGAAAAUACGAAAGUGAGAAAGACUCCCAAGAAGACCAAACUAAGAUAUACUCCCAAGAAGAUGCAACAAAAGGAUACCAUGAAGGAGAAUACCAAACUGAGACAGUCCUCCAAGAAGGUCAAACUAUGGUACACCCCCAAAACCAUGCAACAAAAAUAUUCCAAGAAAAUCAAAUUAAGACAUACCCCCAAAAACAAGAAUCUAAGACUAACUACCAAGAAAAACCUAAAACUGAGAAAUUGCCCAAAUGUAAAAAGAAGAAGAAACGCUCCCAAGUGCAUCAGACUGAGACUUACAACCAAGAAGCCCAAACUAAGACGGGUUCCAAACAGGAACUCUCCAAGUUUGUGGAGCAAAACUCUAAACCAGAAUCCUAUGACAACAGUUGGGUAGAUCCUCAUCCAAAUCUGGCCUUCUACAAAAAUAUGAGAAAGUCUGAACCAGAUGGUGAUUAUAUAGAAGACAUUCUAAAAAAUUGGUUUGGCGAUUACAAGAAGCUGGAACGUCAUCAUGGCUAUAUCCAGUGGUUGUUUCCCAAUAGAGCUGCAGGUUUGAACGGACAGGCUUUCUGUCUCAAUGAUUAUGAGAUUCAGGAGAUAUCUAAAAAUGACGUCUUAGGAGAUAGAGUGAAAAGGAGCUUUCAUUUGAUGCUGGAUUUUUAUGGCAUGUCUAUGAAUGAUGACUGCCAGUUUGCGUUAUCACAUUCUUACAGUGAUAGAAUCAAAAAUCUGAAAGAAAGACAUCAUAAUUUCUUGAGAAUCACCAGAAUCCUAAUAGCCCUUGGAGAAUUUGGUUUGAAGACAGAACAGAGAAACUGGUUAGAUUUCCUGAAGCAUAAAGUUGAUAGUGGAAUUCUUAAAGAAGCUGACUAUUCUCUUAAAAAUUUCUGGAUUCCAGCUGUUCAAGAGUUUGAACUCAGUUCAAAUUCUGAAAACAUUAAUGAAUUUUAGAUGCAGUUUAUUGUGAUUUCUAUAAUUUUAUAUGUGCCUUAUAAUAUUCAAUAACUUCCUUUUUCACAUAUUAGUUUCAAAUUUCGCCAGGUUCUGAUUUAGAUUUCAUACCUCCCUGGGUCACAUACUGCAUAUAAACUGAAUCAUCUGUUUCUUCCACCAUACAAUUUUUAGAUCAGUACCAGACCAGUUGUUCUGCAAAUUUGGAACUGAAGGUGUCCCAGAUUUCUGAAUUUACUGCUUUUCUGGAAAAAGUCUAGUUAGCUCUGUACACUUAGUAAGUCUCUGAAGUCACAUCAGACAUAGCAUUAAGAUCAUUGAGAAACCUGGGAGGUUGAUUGGAUCACCAUUAUGGAAGAUGUACCCCUUCAACAAUACCACAUGCACAAAUAGGACUAGGAAUGUAGCAUAAGGUGGUGCAUGGAAGGGGUUUUUAAGGACAGGAACAUGGCAUACAUUGGGAAGACUCCUACAACUUUAACAGAGAGGCUAAACGAACACUGGCGAGAGUAUCAUCAUCAUCAUCAUCAUCGUUUAACAUCCAUUUUCCAUGCUAGCAUGGGUUGGACGGUUCAACUGGGGUCUGGGAAGCCAGAAGGCUGCGCCAGGCCCAGUCUGAUCUGGCAGUGUUUCUACAGCUGGAUGCCCUUCCUAACGCAGAUGGGAAACAGUUUUCCAUAUUCUAUCAGCAUGCCAAAGACCAACAUGGCAGCAUGCAAGACCAAAAUGACAUUUGAAUUUUGUCCAAAUACCCAAGGGAUUGGUCACUUAGACAAGUACAAGAAUAUGUCUUCAUAAAUGAAACAUUACUCAUAUUGACCUCAAUGCCAUGGAUACCACUCAUGCAGUGUACAUGCAUAUGUGUAUCUGUGUGGACGCCCACCUACAUGCCUACUAGGCAGCAUCAUACUUAGACACAUAGAUAGAUAGAUAGAUAGGUAGGUAGGCAGGUAGACAGUCAGGUAAGCAAAUAGGUGGGUAGAUAGAUAAAUAAAUAGGUUGGUAUUUAGGUGAUUAGAUUAAUUAAGUAAAUUGUUAGUUAAUUAGAUAGGUUGUUUUGUAUGUAGAUAGU
This is a messenger RNA of Octopus sinensis (East Asian common octopus), 2641 nucleotides long. Its product is annotated as opioid growth factor receptor-like protein 1. The transcript has 8 exons. The record is from RefSeq and is a predicted model, not a curated record. Bases 217 to 1569 code for a protein of 450 amino acids. Gene Ontology annotation, cellular component: membrane. Gene Ontology annotation, molecular function: opioid growth factor receptor activity. Lineage: Eukaryota; Metazoa; Mollusca; Cephalopoda; Octopoda; Octopodidae.